AUGGAUAAAUUAAAAACAAAUUUAAUUAACGCAUCUUCAAAAAUUUUUAAAUUGUAUAAAGGAAGAUCAUCCAAAUAUCCACAAUUAGAAAAUACAGAUUUUCAAAAUUUACCUAAUAUUCAAAAAUUUAAAUUUUCAAGUAAAUAG
Funneliformis caledonium is the source of this 147-nucleotide messenger RNA. Lineage: Eukaryota; Fungi; Glomeromycota; Glomeromycetes; Glomerales; Glomeraceae. The record is from the annotation of a GenBank genome assembly.